UUCUGCCCUGAAUUUCUGAGAUGAUGCAAACCAGACAGAUUUUUAAAUUCUUUUUACUCUGUUGUUUUUUUCAAGUCCUAUCUGUUUCUUUAAGAUCUAUACAUUAAUUUAGGCAUAUCGGUAGAAAUAUAUUCCAUUAUAUUCUCUAUAUUAAAUUAUCUCCAAGAAGAUGGAUUUCCUGUAAACAGAAGUUGUGAAAACACAUCCCGAGAAAUAGUCAGAUUAAAAAUAAUCAGAAAAUAAUGUAGCUUCCGUGAAUUUAUAUGUCUUGUUUUCAUUAAGUGUAUUGAAUUUUAAAAUUUAUUUGAAAGCCUUAGUAAAUUCAGCUAGACUUGUUUGUGAAUAGUCAUUAGCUAUUAACAGUAAAUAUUUCCUACGGAAAUCAUUAAAACCAGAAGCAUUUAAAAUAUUAGAAUUUGAGUACGGUAAUAUCUAUGAUGAAAACAUUCAUUAAUGAUUUCUACCAGAGAUCCAUAGAAUUUGAUAGUCAAACAAUGUUUAUUAUUCAUCAGGCUAUCUAUAAGAUAUUCACAAAGAACAUAAUUGAAGUGCAGAACCAAAUUAAACAAUCUUCUGCUUUCCUUUCUUAAAUCCACAAGUGGUGCAUACAUUUAUUCCCUUAUACAUUUAAUCAUGUUCUCCAAAAGGGAUAUUUUGCUUCAGCAAAUAUAAUUUGAAAUUAUGGGUUUUUAAAAUUAAAGUAUUAAUUGAAUCUCAUAUCAGUUAGUAAACAGAUGCAAAUAGAUACAUGUAUCUAACAUUUGAGUAAAUUGAAUUAAUGCAUAUUUUCCCCUGUGUGCAGAAUUGUUUCAGUAUAUCAUGAUUUAUGAAAGGAAACAUAUUACCACAACACAUUCUCAUUUUCUAUGUAUAUUUCAUAUUUUUUGAGACCAUAGAAUUGCUAUGUACAAAAAUAAAAUAAAAUCAUUCUGAAAUAUCACUUCUUUUGCUGCUUUGCUAUGUUCGAUUAAUAAUUUGUUACUGUUUAUUUUUCAGAAAUUAUGAAAGAUGAUAGUUUUACAACAUGGACAAAAAAGGCUUGUGAUUUAAAAAGUGAUAUUAAGCAAAAGCUGAUCCUUUUAGCCUUGCUUUUGUUUUUAACUGUGCUGCUUGUGAUCUUGUUUCUCUACCAAUACCUCGGCAAUGUAUAUUUUUCCUAUGGAGAAUCCUAUGUUGAGCAAAAUUUCUGUCCACGUGGUUACUUCAAAUUAGGAACUAUGAAGAACUGCUCACCAUGGUUGUCUUGCCAGGCUAUAAAAAGAGAAGUCCGUAAACUGAAGCAUGUUGGUGGAGGAGCUGUAAAAAGGGUCUUUCUUUCUGAGUGGAAAGAAAACAAAGUGGCACUUUCCCAGCUAACUGUGCCAGAGCUACAAGAAGACUUUAUUCAUGGGCUUCAGAUGCUAAAAAAGUUACAAAGCAAGCAUGUGGUCAAACUCCUUGGAUAUUGUGAAGAGGAGUUCAUGAUCCUUACGGAGUAUCACCCAUUUGGGUCCUUGAAAAAUGUUAAUGAGAUAUUGAACCUUCCAAAAUAUAAGAAUUAUAAUACAUGGCACAACAGAUUUCUGCUUGCCAUAGGCUAUGUGAGCAUUAUCCAUUUUUUACACAAUAACCCCCUUGGCACUUUUGUUAUGUGUGACUCCAGUGAUCUGAAUAAAACACUGUCACAAUACUUACUGACUAGCAGCUUUCAGGUGAUUGUGAAUGAUUUGGAUGCCUUGCCCCUCUUGAAUAGGAGGGCUGGUGAAUUGAUCAAGUGUGGUCAUCGGGAACUGGAAGGUGAAUGGGUUGCUCCUGAGCAGCUUUGGCCACAUGGAAAAGAAGUACCUUUUGAAGACCAUCUCAUGCCUGCCUAUAAUGAAAUGAUAGACAUAUGGAAAAUCCCUGAUGUUUCUAACUUUCUCCUGGGAGAUGUUGAUGGGAGUGAUCUUGUCAGAUUUCACUUAUUCAGUAUACAUGAAGCAUGUAAAAAAAAUGCAGCUGAAAGACCUUCCUCUCAGAUGGUACUGGACAGAUAUAACAAUGUUCUUGCCUCACUUGUGAAAGAAGCAACGGUGUCCAAUACAAGGGACAUGUUAUAAAAAGAUUGGAAUGCUUUGACAGCACGACUAAUAUUGGGUAUGUUCAAUGUCAGUGUUCGAUUUUUUUUUCCAAUGUGGAAAGUAGCCGAGAAUGUAAAAAUAUAAGCAUAAGAAUUCUCAAAUAACUUUAAAUGUUUAUAAGAUCUUGCAUAGGAACAAAAGCGUGUACUUGAAAAUUCAUAUUGUUUUCAUAUUUUAAUUUUAAAAUGAAAUUUCUGGGUCACUAGUGUACUAAACAUCAAUCAUUUGACAGCAAUUCUAGUAUUUUUUAAAAAUUUAUUAUUGAUGAUUGUGCAAUUCUUUCUCUUGAUUUUUUUUUUUUAGUAUGUUCCCAAUUAACCUCAUUUCUGUCCUGAUAAAAUUUCUUCUUGGAUUUUAAUUCCAUCAAGAUGUUAAUGUAAUCUUGAAUAAAUUGUGCUACGAUCAAUAUAUGAAGAAUGAACACUUGAGUAUGUAAUUGUAACAAUUGCAAGAAUGUUAUGGUUUCAGAUAAAACUUAUUAUUGUCUAAGGAAGCAUUGCUGCUCAGUUAACCUAGUUCAAAGGUAUGAAACAAACCAGUGUACAAGUUCCAUGUUUCCUUUUAUUAGUAGCAAAAGCAUCAAUAUUUCUUUAGGAAUGCUAAUGUGAGAGGAUUUUAAUAUUUUGACAAAUGCACUUUUGGAAAACAUUUCCUGUGUAUAAUGAUUUAAAUCCAUACCAAGAAAUCUUUUGAAAUUCAAAAUGAACUUAAGUGGGAGAAAACAAUGCUGAUUGAAGCCAUUUGAAUGAAUGAAGCCAACAAUGAAUAAAUAUUUUUCCAAAGGA
Molecule: messenger RNA, 2884 nt
Organism: Thamnophis sirtalis
Lineage: Eukaryota; Metazoa; Chordata; Lepidosauria; Squamata; Natricidae
Gene: POMK
Product: protein O-mannose kinase
Biological process (GO): carbohydrate phosphorylation; protein phosphorylation; protein O-linked glycosylation
Cellular component (GO): endoplasmic reticulum membrane
Molecular function (GO): carbohydrate kinase activity; protein tyrosine kinase activity; ATP binding
Source: RefSeq, a predicted model, not a curated record